Aspergillus calidoustus is the source of this 7620-nucleotide messenger RNA. The record is from the annotation of a GenBank genome assembly. NCBI's taxonomy places the organism in Eukaryota, Fungi, Ascomycota, Eurotiomycetes, Eurotiales, Aspergillaceae.
CUACGGGCGAAAGCAUCGCAGCUAAUACGGAACAUUCCUUGUAGACUAAUGCAUGCGGAGGGCACUUCCUCCGAGAGGACAUUGGUGCGUUCGAUGCAGCAUUCUUUGGCAUUCAUCCAGUCGAGGCACAGGUAAGCACUCCAGAGUCAGCCAAUAUCACCGUUGAGAACUAUCCUAACGUCUUUUUGUGGUAGGCAAUGGAUCCCCAACAGCGCCUUAUGCUCGAAGUCGCGUACGAAACAUUUCAGAAUGCAGGAAUGACGAUGGAUUCGCUCUGGGGCUCAAAUACCGGAGUGUACGUCGGCCAGUGGGCAACAGACUACCAUGAGAUCGCGACUCGAGACAUCGACCAACCGCCCCUAUACCUAAUUACCGGAACCGGGCCCGCCAUCACAUCUAAUCGCAUAUCAUACCUAUUCAACCUCCGCGGGCCAAGCUUCACACUGGACACGGGAUGCUCAUCAAGUUUAGUAGCCUUACAUCAGGCCGUUCUGAGUCUACGAAACGGCGAAACCCAGCAAUGUUUCGUCGGGGGCGUGAACCUGUUGUUAGAUCCCCAGCGCUUCGCCUAUCAGAGUCGUCUGAAGAUGUUCUCCAAAGAAGGCCGAUCAUACCCCUUUGACGCUCGUGCGAACGGCUACGGUCGCGGCGAGGGUGCCACAGGUGUUGUCCUGAAACCGUUAUCUGCUGCCAUCCGCGACGGCGAUAACAUCCGCGCUGUCAUCCGGAAUUCCGUGCUUAACCAGGAUGGAAGGACCCCGGGUAUCAGUGUUCCCAGCGCCACAGCACAAAAGGAAGCCAUCAUCAGAGCAUAUCGACAGGCUAAGCUAGACCUGUACGCGGACUAUGUGGAAGCACAUGGUACGGGAACAAAGGUCGGCGACCCAAUCGAAGCCAGCGCUAUUGCGGCAGCUCUAUCGCAACGACGUUCGUCUUCGCGUCCGCUGCCAAUGGGGUCCAUCAAGGGAAACAUUGGACAUACAGAGAGUGCGGCGGGACUUGCGGGCUUGAUCAAGUCUGUUCUUAUGUUGGAGCACGGUCUUAUCCCGCCGCAGGUGAAUUACCAGAAGACGAACCCGGAUAUCCCUCUCGACGAAUGGAACUUGCGGAUUCCUGUUCAGCUUGAGAGGCAAAGCCUACGAAGGAUUUCGCUCAAUAGUUUCGGAUACGGUGGCACAAACGCGCACGUUAUCAUUGAUGCUGCCAGUGAUGCGAUCUCAUCAUUCGGACGUCCAUCAUUGAGCAACUCAAUGCAGCUGACAUACCACUCCGAAAAGCCAAGAGUGUUUAUGGUCAGCGCAGCGAGCGAAAAGGCAUGCCAGAGAACAUGUGCCAGGCUCGCCAAGUACAUCAUUUCCAAGCACCUAAACUCCAUCAACCCUGAUGCGGUGCUGGCUCGUCUCGCUUACACUCUAUCCAAGCAGUCAGUCCAUGCAUUCAGAGUAGCAUUCGUCGCCUCGAACCUGGAUGACCUCGUAACCCAGCUGAAUGCCGCUGCACAGUCUUCAGUUCCUCGGCGCGAGAAGAUGGGCCAAUCUCGCAUUGCCCUCGUCUUCAGUGGUCAGGGUGCACAGUACGCGGAGAUGGGUCGCGAUCUUCUUAAGAGCUAUCCUUCCUUCGUACGGUCGCUAGAGAACGCUCGACAACAGCUAGCUCGCCUGGGUUGCCCUUGGGAUAUUCUCAGCGAGCUUUGUCGGCCGAAGGCCGACUCGCGCGUCAACGAGCCAGCAUUCUCUCAACCUCUGUGCACAGCGAUCCAGCUCGCCCUUGUUGAUCUCCUGAAUGAGCUUGGAGUGUUGCCCUCCGCCGUCCUUGGGCACUCUAGUGGUGAGAUCGCUGCCGCGUACGCCGCCGGUGCCGUUUCCUUCAAAGAUGCCAUUACAAUUGCUUAUCACCGCGGCCGGCUUGCGGGCGAGCUCGUCGCUGGUAACCAGUCUCCGGGUGCGAUGAUCGCUGUGGGAGCCGCGCCGGAUGUUGCCGAGCAGCACAUCAAGUCGAUCGGACCCGAUCAUGGCCGUAUCAGGGUGGCUUGCUUUAACAGUCCCUCCAGUGUAACUGUCUCGGGUGACGUUGCCGCGAUCGAUCGAUUGAAGGAAUUGCUAGACGGCGAGGGUGUCUUCAACCGCAAGUUGAUGACCCACGGCGCAGCUUACCAUUCGCAUCAGAUGAAGCUGAUGGAGGACAAGUACACCACAGCGCUGAAGAGUCUUCGAGCUAGGCCUACUAGCACUUCCGUGCGCAUGUUCAGCUCGGUUACUAGCAAGGAGCUCGAUGAGAACACCGUUCUGGAUGGCCGGUACUGGGUUCAGAACCUGGUCAGUCCUGUGCUCUUCUCACAAGCCCUCAAGGCCAUGUGCGAGCAGGAGUACAAUGGCCAGCCGCUCGAUACCAUUAUCGAGGUCGGACCUCAUUCACAACUCGAGGGUCCCGUCAACCAGAUUCUUAAGACGAUUUCCGGACCCCAUGGGCAGGUUUCGUACACGAACACGUUGAAACGAGGAAACGACGCUGAAACGUCGCUCCUUCGUUGCCUGGGCUUCUUAGUCAUCAAGAACGGAUCUGUGCGCCUGCGCGACCUGAACAAGGACGCUAAGGAGGGUCAAAUACAACAGCUGGUUGACCUCCCGCCAUACUCGUUCGACCAUGACCGCAUUUUCUGGCAUGAAACUCGCAUCUCGAAAGAUUACCGACACAGGCCACACUUGCCCCAUGAGCUGCUUGGAAAUCUUACUCAGGAUGUCAACCGCAUCGAACCCCGCUGGAGGCGAUUCCUCAGCUUGAAGGAGUCUCCUUGGCUGCGCAAGCAUAUCGUCCAGGGUCUUAUCACAUUUCCUGCGGCCGGUUACAUUACGAUGGCCGUUCAAGCCAUGCGUCAACACAUGUUCGCAACACGACCAACAGUGAAGGUCGAGAACAUCAGGUUCCGAGACCUUAGCUUUGGUAAGGGUCUUGUGCUAUCGGAUGAGAGCCCCGACGUGGAGAUCUCACUCUCAAUGCGCCCACAGGCUCGUACUUCGCGUGAAUCAUCAGGUACCUGGUACGAGUUCCGCAUCUUCACAGUGACGCCGGACCAGAAGUGGACCGAGCACUGCCGUGGUCUCGUCCAAGCCGAAGUGGACUCCGUUGAAGGGUACAAAGCUGUGUUCACGCCAGAGGAUAUCUCUCGCAUUGACUCAGAAUGCACGAAGGAGCUCACCUCGCAGAAGUUCUAUGCCAUGAGCGAACGCAUUGGACUUGACUGGCAACAUCCCUUCAACAAUGUACACAAAAUUCGCUGCAGCAGCAACUCGUGCGUGGCUACCGCGCGUGUUCCGGAGAAUGAAAUGUCGCCUGGAGGAAUGGAAGAUUUGCUCCAUCCCGCUGUUCUUGACUCUGCCCUGUUCCAUGGUCUAUGUGCCAUUGUCAUUGCUGGGGACGGUGCCUCCUCAGCAUACGUCCCAACAUUCAUCAAGCAAAUGUGGAUUGCGAACCAGGCGGCUGAGGCGGGCAAUGAGCUGAUAUGCUCCUCAUCCCGGCGAAGCGAUCCGUUGGUUUUCGAUAUCGAUAUCAGGAACACGGCAUCUCCCGAUUCAAUGACCUUGGUAGCGCAGGGCGUCCGUGUCACCAGCUUGGGAGGCAAUUUCUCCUCGGGUAUCUCCCAGAAAGAUGCGAGCCAUUCGAUGUCGCUUGUUCCUUACGUCGAAAACUGGACAACAGAGCACAGGGAUGCAAUUUGCAAAGCCGAUUACGAACCCGGCUCCCUUCUAGAGAACAACCGAGUGCUAAACGCAUUUUGCCUUGAUUACAUCCAAAAGGCGCUGCGCGAAGUGUCGCCCAGUGACAUUCCGGAAGGAUACCUUCACUGUUACUUGGAGUGGAUGCAGAGUGUUGGGGAUGAAAGUUACGAUGCUUCGCUCCUCGGCGCUGACCUUCAGGAUCUCGAUGUUAUCGGCGAGGCUAUUGCCAUUCUCGGACCACGCCUGCCCGACAUUCUGACUGGCAAAUCGUCUGCUCUAUCACUCCUGACGCCAAACAACCUCCUUUCUCGCCUGUACACAGAGUGGGUGUCCGCCAGGGUCUACCCACAAAUGGCUGCGUACUGCCGACAGCUUGGUCGGUUCAACCCCGGUCUGAAGGUCCUCGAGGUUGGUGCCGGUACUGGAUCCGCCACUGAGCCCAUACUAAGAGCCUUGAACGGUGGUAGUGAGCGUUUCAUUCAACGUUACGACUUCACCGAUCUCUCAACCGGUUUCUUUGAGCCCGCCAAGGCACGCUUAGGCGAUCUCGCUGAUGUCGUCGAGUUCCGCGUCCUAGACGCAGGACGUGAUGCUCAGGAACAGGGAUUCGAGGAAGCCUCUUAUGAUUUGAUUGUUGCAUGCAACGUAAUUCACGCCACGCCUCGCAUCGACGAAACUCUCCGGCAUAUUCGCCCCUUGCUCAAGCCCGGUGGCAAGUUCCUUCUCCUUGAGGUCACGCGAUACAGCGUUAUUUGCAACAUCGUGUUUGGUCUGUUUGAAGGAUGGUGGUCUGGUUACGAUGAGGGACGCACGAAGUCACCCCUCCUCACUCCUACUGAGUGGUAUUCCCGCCUCGAACGGGCAGGCUUUGUCAAUGCGGAGACUGCUUUCAUUGAUUACCCGGAAGAGGAGGGUGGAAGUCUUAGCGGGAUCAUCACCAGCGCUCCUUACCCGGAGAACAGCGACAAGUCGCUUCCGAUCCACGUGCUGACCGACUCGCCGGCAAAGGACACAGUCAAUGAUUUGCGCGCCCUUCAGCAGGCCUGCCCAGAUAACGCCGUUUCUUUCAGUUCGGUCACCUCGCCCUGUGAAGCCGGGGGUAUCGUCGUGAUGCUUCCAGAGAUUGCGCAGCUACUCUGUGAUAACCCCGAUGCAGAAGCCUGGCGCUCCUUCAAGGACUGGAUGUGGAAGGCGCGAGCCGUGGUCUUCGUCAGCAAUGGCAGCAUGGUGAACCUGUCUGAUGCAGAAGGUGGUUUGUGGGCAGGAUUUUCACGGACUAUGCGCUUGGAAAUCCCAAGCUUACGCCAGAUCAUUCUAGAUAUUCAAACACCCAAUGUGCCGAUUAUGGAUAAGCUUGUGGAAGUUCUUCCGGUCCUUCUUGCUAGCCCGUCAUUUGACCUCGAUCGCCCUGCAGGCGAAGUGGACAAUGAGUUCGCCGAGAAGAACGGGCAGCUGUUCGUGCCGCGCUAUGUCCACCGAGCGGAUAUCAGCAGGGACGUUGCCCUUACCAGCCGUCAAGCUGCUCCAGAACUUGUCCCGUUCGUCGGCACAAACCGAAUCAUGGCUGCUGAGCUUGGCGUUCCGGGUCUGCUGGAGAGUAUCCGCUGGAAAGAUGACAUCGAGUGCCCUCCUCUUGGCCCCGAUGAUGUGCGCUUUGAGCUCCGCGCCGCCAGUAUCAACUUCAAGGAUGUGUUGAUUGCCGCAGGUCAGCUGGAAGGUAUCACCGAGAUGCGAAACGACUGCAGUGGGGUUGUCGUUGAGGUCGGCGAGAACAUGAAGGGUCGCUUCAAGCCCGGUGACCGCGUUUGUGCUCUGUACUCUCGUUCUUAUACGAAUUACCCGUUGGUGCACGGUGAUUGCUGUCAGAUCAUUCCGGAUUCUAUGUCGUUUGCUGAGGGUGCUUCGCUACCCAUUGUCUGGGCGACGGUGUAUUACUCCCUUGUCGAUAAGGGCUGCCUGUCAAAGGGUGAUAAGAUCCUCAUCCAUUCUGCUGCUGGCGCCGUCGGCCAAGCGUCGAUCAUGCUUGCGCAACAUCUCGGCGCGGAGGUCUACGCUACAGUCGGUAGUGACGCGAAGCGUGACCUGCUCCACACGAGAUACGGCGUUCCUUACGACCACAUCUUCUCCAGCCGCACGACCGGUUUCUAUACAGGAAUCAAGCAGAUGACCGGCGGGUACGGUGUCGACGUUGUCCUGAACUCACUCAGCGGCGAGAUGUUCCGCGAGUCCUGCAACCUCGUUGCGCCAUUCGGUCGCUUUGUCGAGAUCGGCCGUAAGGAUCUGAUGGAUGAUGCGCUGAUGCCUAUGGAGUUCCUGCUUCGCAACAUCACCUUUGCUUACGUCGACCUGACUGCUGUCAUCAUGGACAAGAAGCCCCUGGCUAGGCGUCUGCUGCGCGAUGUCGCUGAGCUCGCUGAGGCUGGAUCCAUUCACCCUGUCACGUUGACGACGAUGCCCAUCUCUGAGAUUGAAACAGCGUUCCGUCAGAUUCAGGCUGGUAAGCAUACCGGCAAGAUCAUUCUUACCGUUGAAGAUAACCAGGAAGUCAAAGCGGUUCCGUCCAUGCCUUCCCAAGCCCAACUCCGUGAGGACGCCUCUUAUAUCGUUGUAGGAGGUUUCGGUGGUCUUGGCCGUGCAAUCAUUUCCUGGUUGGUAGAGCACGGUGCGAAGAACAUCGUGUCGCUCUCUCGUUCCGGUGCAAAGGAUGCUGAAAGUCGCGCUUUUGUUGAGCAUAUUCGUCAUAAGGGCGUGACUUUGCUUGCACCUUGCUGCGACAUUGCCUCCUCAGAGGCGGUUGCGCAAUUGGCGCAGGAUAUCGAGAGGUACGGAUUGCCGCCUGUUCAGGGUAUCAUCAACUCUGCAAUGGCACUUCGGGACAACCUCUUCGAAGACAUGACCGUCGACCACUGGCGAACAGCUCUCGCUUCCAAGGUCCGCGGGUCCCAGAACCUACACGCUCACUUCAAGAAUCUCUCCUUCUUUGUCAUGCUCUCAUCCACCGUCGCGAUCCGCGGCAACUACGGCCAAUCCAACUACAGCGCCGCCUGCAGCUUCCAGGACACAUUCGUCCGACACAUGACGCACGCGGGCCAGCCCGCCUUCUCAAUCAACAUCGGCGUCGUCACGGAAGUUGGCUACGUCUCGGAGAACCCCGAGGUCGCGGAGAACCUGCGGCGCAACGGACUCGGCGCAGUCAGUAUCUCGGACGUCCUCGUCCUCAUCAACUACGCAAUCACAAACCCUAGCACCGACCCGACCUCCUGCGUCGCGUCCAUCGGCCUCGCCCCUUCGAGUGAGGACUACGAAAUUGGGUCAAGGUUCCUCAAGGCGGACCGACGCUUCGCGCAACUCGUCAAGCACGAGGGCACAACACAAAAAGCCACAGGAGAAUCCGUCGACUCGAUCACGCUUCUUUCAUCAGCAACGCAGGUCGAGGAUGCCGUCGAGAUCGUCACGUCCGCUAUCCUUCAGCAACUGAGCAAACUUAUCGCGACACCCGUCGAGAUGCUCUCGGCAGCGCAGAGUCUUGAUAGCUAUGGUGUAGAUUCGCUCGUUGCUGUUGAGCUGCGUAACUGGAUUGGAGCGUACCUGCAGGCGAAUGUGCAGCUUAUGGUUCUUCGUGGUACGGGGAGCAUUGCGCAGCUUGCGCAGAUUGUCACGAAGGAGUCGAGGAUCGUUAGCUUGAAGGCUUAGAUAGGAUUUAUUUCCGCUUUUCUCUCUUGUUUUUUCCCUUCUCUUGAUCUGUUCUUGCGCUUGAAUUCUGUUUGGCCUGGCGUUGUUGUGAUUUUCAUGUCUCAUUAUAUAUCGCCUAAUAUCUCCGUGUAUCUAUUAUUCAGUUAGUAUAUAUCAGGUCAGUGAUUCGAGCCUCAUCAUCUUAUUCAUUGUUGUCCACUGCGACGCGUAG